This is a messenger RNA of Daktulosphaira vitifoliae (grape phylloxera), 1201 nucleotides long. RefSeq lists its product as uncharacterized. Lineage: Eukaryota; Metazoa; Arthropoda; Insecta; Hemiptera; Phylloxeridae. The transcript is spliced from 3 exons. The record is from RefSeq and is a predicted model, not a curated record. The coding region runs from base 20 to 1087 and encodes 355 amino acids.
UUGUCUAUUAGUAAGAAGAAUGUCUUUAUGUUGCAAUUUAUUGAAAAAUACAAAUAUUUUGAAAUGUCACAGACUAAAGUGUAACUCUGAUCGCUAUAAGUUUGAUGUAAGCUCAAAUUUGAAAAGGAAAAAAGUCAAAAUGUUAAAUGAACGAAAAUUUAAAGUCAGAAAAGUUGAUUCCCUUGAUAUAAAAAUUUCAAAGGAGAAAGAGCAACCAUUUUCAUCUACUGUCAAUGAAGAUGAAAUUAGAUCUGAUGUCUAUUUGGAAUCACGCUUAAAUAGAUAUGGACAAUAUGAUGGAUUUCAUGGCGAAAGAGAGUUUACUCUAGUAGCCAAUACUGAUAUUGUUAUAAAUACAGCCUCGGAGUUGAUGGAAAAUAGUUCAGGCAAAAGUGAAUUGGAGGUAUUUAAUGGUGAUAGUCAAACUGAUUGGACUUUGAAUGAUGGAAAUGGACAUGAAAAUGAGCAAGGUUGUUUCGAUAGUAGUCUGAUGACAGACUUGGAUAGUUACAUAGGUUACGAUGGAUUUCAUGGCGAAAGAGAGUUUACUUUAGUAACCAAUACCGAAACUAUUAUAGAUACAGCUUCGGGUUUGGUAGAAAAUAGUUUCGAUAACAUGACACAUAAUUAUAUUAAUGAUGAUAAUCAAGGUGAAUUGACUUUGAAUGUUGGAAAUGGACUUAAAAACGAGUCGAGUAAUUUUGAUACUAGUCCGAGAACUAACUUGGAUAGUAACGAUGGUUAUGAUGGUAUUUACGGCGAAAGAGAGUAUAAUUUAGUAGCCAAAACCGAAAAUGUUAUGGCUGGAAACGCGGAGUCAAUAGAAAAUAGUUCCGACAAUGAUGAACUGGAUGAUAGCGAUGAUGAGGAUCAAGAACAAUCGGCAUUGAAUAUUGUACAAAGUCAGAAGAACGUACUAGAAGAUUUUUAUACAAUUUUGAGGUCAAAUUUGGAUGGUUAUGAUGUUUAUGAGAGUUUCUAUAACGAAAAAUUUUCGCUUGUAGUAUUUAACGGAAAUAAUUUUAUUUUUAUUGUUUUUUAUUUUGAAUCAGUCAUUAUUUUUGGAUUGGUUGUAUCUUUAUUUUGAAAUAAUAAUUUAUUUGAUUUUUGUAUGAAAUAAAAUUUUCAUACACUACUUGUUUCAUGUUCUUUUUUAAAUUUAUUUUUUUGUAGAGUUUAUAAAAAAUUCAAUUAUAUUAAG